AUGUUCUUGUUUCUGCAGAGUGACCAGCAGCUGGAUUGUGCCUUGGAUUUGAUGAGGCGUUUGCCUCCACAGCAGAUAGAGAAGAAUCUCAGUGACCUCAUUGACUUGGUCCCAAGCCUCUGUGAAGAUCUCCUCUCCUCUGUUGAUCAGCCAUUGAAGAUUGCACGAGAUAAGGUGGUAGGAAAAGAUUAUCUAUUGUGUGACUACAACAGAGAUGGAGACUCAUAUAGAUCACCAUGGAGCAACAAAUACGAUCCUCCCCUGGAAGACGGUGCCAUGCCAUCUGCUCGCCUGCGCAAGCUGGAGGUGGAAGCCAACAAUGCCUUUGACCAGUACAGAGACUUGUAUUUUGAAGGUGGAGUCUCCUCUGUCUACCUCUGGGAUCUGGAUCAUGGUUUUGCCGGGGUGAUCCUCAUUAAGAAAGCUGGAGAUGGAUCAAAGAAGAUUAAGGGAUGCUGGGAUUCCAUCCACGUGGUGGAGGUUCAGGAGAAAUCCAGUGGUCGUACUGCUCAUUACAAGCUGACCUCCACAGUGAUGCUGUGGCUGCAGACCAAUAAAACUGGUUCUGGUACCAUGAACCUUGGAGGGAGCCUUACCAGACAGAUGGAGAAAGACGAGACUGUGAGCGACUCCUCUCCACACAUAGCCAAUAUCGGACGCUUGGUAGAGGACAUGGAAAACAAAAUCAGAAGUACACUGAAUGAGAUUUAUUUUGGAAAAACAAAGGACAUCGUUAAUGGGCUGAGAUCUAUUGAUGCUAUCCCCGACAACCAAAAGUAUAAGCAGUUGCAGAGGGAGCUUUCUCAAGUGUUGACCCAGCGCCAGAUCUACAUCCAGCCUGAUAACUAAACCAAUCCAGGUACCCCCUGCCUGUGAGGUGUGACAACCAGCACUAAACCAGGACUCACCCAGCCAAGACCUCUGCAUGAUAACCGAGACCAGAACUAACCCCUAACUCCCGCAGACUGAUAAAUGACAUUUGAUCUGUGUUUCACCCAAGGGUUAUUUCUUAAUACGGCCAACUAAAUGCUGUGAUUUUUAUUUUAAAUAUUACUCCAUGCCUUCCCCCUCCCAUUUGAAAUAAUCACGCUCUGAAAUGUGGCAGGAUUUACCACUUUGCACUCUAGCUUGGGCACAAGAAAGGAGCAUGUGGUCCCCUACCCAAAGUGGAGUUAGCUUGGAUUGCUUCGAUCCAGAAGCCCUGGGACUCUGUCCCUUGUGCACCAUCAUUUUUUUUUACAGCUGUGGUACACCACUUCGGUGAAAAAAAACCACCCUGCAAUCUUUAGCAUCCUGCUUGCAGAAAGGUUGGAAAUCUUGGAAUUCUCACAGUUUUGAAAAAAAACAAACCAUGACUGGUACUUCCCAUGACUUCUGAGUAAACGUGAGCUCACCCCAAUGCACAUCCCCUGUUUGCCUGGUGUAUCUUGAAUUUCCUUGGAGCUUGGUCCUGCUCAAGCUCUGCUGAAACAUUUCUAGCCUCCACUUGCUUGUGCUCUGCACAGCCUCUAAAGGGAUUUGUUUUCGUUUGCUCUGGAGCUUUGAAUGUCUAGGAUGCACGGUGGUGACUAACCCCGAGCCAGUUUAACCUUCCACUCCAAUUCAUAAUGAGUUACAGAUGGUGUCUUACACAUGUUAAGCUGACGAAGGGGAAAAUGCACUGUUUGUUGAUAAUGGCCGAGAACCACUUCUUUAGCCUGUGACAAAUGCAAAUAUAAAAUGUAUAUAUUUUUAUUAAAGCAGUGGAAGUCUCCAGAGACAAGAGAAUGGAAAUACUGUUAUAAAAAUGUUAGGAAAAUAACUGACACAAAGAGCAGUCUUGUUUACAGGAGACAGCAUCCAGGCAAAAUAACGUAGCUUUGAGUACUGAAAAGGGUGUGAAAUGUGGUUUCUGUGGGGAGGAAUCCUACCAAACUGGAUCCUCACCACUGCUCUGUGUUAGCAGCUCCUGAAGUCUGGUGUUACUAUUCUACCAGUGAUCAUAUUUAAGGAUUUAUUUUUUUUUUUAACUGGAAAUGUCUUAUUGUACCAUUGAAAAUGGAGGUUCCUCAGCAGCUGUCUUGGAGGGCGGUGAGACAAAAUGAGAAAAGAAGAUCUUUUUUUCUAUAGCCAGACUUCUAGCAAAAGGGAAGUCUCGCUGACAGUAUCUCUGUUCUUUGGCUGCUUUGAUUUGCUAAUUACUCUAGGUAAGGCCCAAACUGGAAAAGCAAAUUUGAGAACAGAAAAACUGGCCGCUUUUCCCACUGGUGAAUAUGCUGGUGGGAGGUUUUGAUGCGGCUGCUCGACCCUGGGUGAACAGUCUGCAAAAAGGUUCAGGAGCUCCUCCAGCCUGGCCCUUUUCACGUUCGUGGGUGGAGGCUGGAUUUCCUCUGCCUUCCCAUCAGGGCCAUUUGGAGGGCGAGACCGCUGACGCCCUGUCGCUGGUGGUACCGCUGACGCCCUGUCGCUGGUGAUACGCUGGGGUUUUUCCAGUCUUGUAAUGUACAAAAUUGGGAAUCUCCCUCCAGCAACUGGAGGCCGAGUGGAACUUCUGGGGAAGCGUGUCUUUUGGUGCCAUCCUUGCUAGAGUGAAUUUUCCUUUGAUACACUCACUGAAGCGUUCACUUUGCCUUCUGCUUUCCAAAUUAAAACAGGCAAGCUGAGGUUUUUUUCUUCUAAGCCUGGGUUGAGGUGCUUCUCCUUCCUACUGACUCACCCGCCAGAAGAGCUGUUAAAGCCGCCUUCUCUCAAAUGCAUCGCCUCUCACUUGU
Egretta garzetta (little egret) is the source of this 2750-nucleotide messenger RNA. It is a transcript of the gene CAPZB, whose product is annotated as capping actin protein of muscle Z-line subunit beta. The record is from RefSeq and is a predicted model, not a curated record. Gene Ontology annotation, molecular function: actin filament binding. Gene Ontology annotation, cellular component: cytoplasm; F-actin capping protein complex. Bases 1 to 849 code for a protein of 282 amino acids. The transcript is spliced from 8 exons. Gene Ontology annotation, biological process: regulation of lamellipodium assembly; actin cytoskeleton organization; cell morphogenesis. NCBI's taxonomy places the organism in Eukaryota, Metazoa, Chordata, Aves, Pelecaniformes, Ardeidae.